GAGGGGGGGUCGUCCGUCCAUCGCCGGAGCGCAGACUGCCAGGCCCGAAGGGAUGGCGGAGAAGUUCGACUCCCUGGAGGAGCACCUGGAGAAGUUCGUGGAGAACAUCCGGCAGCUGGGCAUCAUCGUCAGCGACUUCCAGCCCAGCAGCCAGGCGGGCCUCAACCAGAAGCUGAAUUUUAUGGUUACAGGGUUGCAAGAUGUUGACAAGUGCCGGCAGCAGCUUCAUGAUAUUAGUGUGCCUUUGGAAGUCUUUGAAUAUAUAGAUCAAGGCCGUAAUCCCCAACUUUAUACUAAAGAGUGUUUGGAAAGGGCUCUUGCUAAAAAUGAACAGGUGAAGGGCAAAAUUGACACCAUGAAGAAAUUCAAAAGCCUAUUGAUUCACGAGCUGACUAAAGUCUUCCCAGAGGACAUGGCCAAGUACAAAGCUAUUCGGGGUGAAGAUUCAUCUCCUUAAUUACAUCCUGUAUUGUACUGCGUUCUUCUCCAGACACCACUGAUAGGUUAUUGUGGCAAUAUUUGACAAAACCAGUGGAAUGAAAGUGCUGUAUCCACAGAAGCAUUGAUUAAAUGUUUUGUUUCUUGGGAAAGAUGCAAGCUGAUUCUCCCGUACAGCAUCUGAAGACAUUCAGGUUUCGAAGGACUUCAGUAAGAAGCCAACAACUGUGAAACAGUCUUUAGGGGGACUUCCGGCUCAUAUGUGAACUGAAGCCUGUCAACAUUGCUUUUUGUAAGAUCCCAUUUUGAAUUACUUGGCAUAUAUCUUUCUUAUAUAAAGUGGGGUCAGGCAGCUAUAUGUCUGCUGUUGAAGCACUGCCACCUACCAAAUGGAGAAGCAGAAUAGUCGCUGUAAUCUCUCUUCCUGGGUAAUUAAUAGGUUUGUCCAUACUUUUUCAUUAUACCUUGGUCUGCAGGAAGAGUAGAAUGAUUAUGUGAUGCUAUAUGAAAGAAUAAACAAGAACAUUUGCAGUAUUG
Messenger RNA from Lacerta agilis (Sand lizard), 975 nucleotides. It is a transcript of the gene MED10, whose product is annotated as mediator complex subunit 10. Gene Ontology annotation, molecular function: transcription coregulator activity. The transcript is spliced from 4 exons. Gene Ontology annotation, cellular component: chromatin; mediator complex. The coding region runs from base 53 to 457 and encodes 134 amino acids. The record is from RefSeq and is a predicted model, not a curated record. Lineage: Eukaryota; Metazoa; Chordata; Lepidosauria; Squamata; Lacertidae. Gene Ontology annotation, biological process: positive regulation of transcription by RNA polymerase II.